Osmerus eperlanus (European smelt) is the source of this 2251-nucleotide messenger RNA. RefSeq names its product F-box protein 32 (gene fbxo32). Bases 120 to 1187 code for a protein of 355 amino acids. The record is from RefSeq and is a predicted model, not a curated record. Gene Ontology annotation, cellular component: nucleus; SCF ubiquitin ligase complex; cytoplasm. Gene Ontology annotation, molecular function: protein binding. The transcript is spliced from 9 exons. Gene Ontology annotation, biological process: protein ubiquitination. Lineage: Eukaryota; Metazoa; Chordata; Actinopteri; Osmeriformes; Osmeridae.
UGCGUAUGCUGAGCAUCAGACGAAACGUUCAAGACAAUAGAGCAAAGGGAUACAUUUUAACAAAAAGCGGUCUGCGAUACUGUCAUCUGUAGAAUUUUCUAAAGACAUUCAGCUGAAACAUGCCUUUUCUUGGACAGGAUUGGAGGUCGCCUGGACAGAGUUGGGUUAAAACAGGAGGAGGAUGGAAAAAAACAUCAAAUGAAGAAAAAAACAACAACGUUUCAGACGAGAGCUACUGCAAAGUAGAGAAGGAGUGCUUUAAGGAGAAUGUGCUGUUGACCAUUAGUUACGACAUGGCAGCCAAGAAAAGAAAAAAGGAUUUAAUCAACAACAAUUCCAAGGUUCCCUAUUUCCACAGAGAAAAAUGGAUCUAUGUUCACAAAGGAAGCACCAAAGAGCGUCAUGGAUAUUGUACGCUGGGAGAAGCCUUCAACCGCUUGGAUUUCUGCAGCGCUAUCAAAGACACCAGGCGAUUUAAUUACAUCGUUCGGCUGCUGGAGCUCAUAGCCAAGUCCCAGCUCCCUUCCCUGAGUGGAGUAGCUCAGAAAAACUACAUGAACAUCCUGGAAAGAGUAGUGCAGAAAGUACUAGAUGACCAACAAAACGUGCGUCCCAUCAAGGAGCUGCUCCAGAGCCUUUACAUGUCGCUUUGCAGCCUGGUCCAAGACAUGGGGAAGUCUGUUCUGGUGGGAAACAUCAACAUCUGGGUCCACCGCAUGGAGAACAUCCUGCAGUGGCAGCAACAACUGGACAACAUCCAAAUCAACAGGCCUGUGUCCUGUGGGAUGAACUUGACUGACCUGCCCGCCAGCCUGCAGCUGAACAUCAUGCAGUGUCUGUCGGACGGACAGGACCUGGUGAGCCUGGGGCAGGUAUGUCCAGACCUGGGGACCCUCACUGAAGACCGGCUUCUCUGGAAGAGUCUCUGCCAGUACCACUUCACAGACAGACAGAUCCGCAAGCGCCUGAUCAUGUCAGACAAGGGCGGUCUUGAGUGGAAAAAGAUGUACUUCAAGCUGUGUAGGUGCUACCCACACAGAGAGCAGUACAGUGACACCUUGCACUUCUGCACACACUGCCACAUCCUCUUCUGGAAGGAUACAAAUCAUCCCUGCACAGCCAACAACCCAGAGAGUUGCACCAUCUCUAUCUCUCCCCAAGAGUUCAUCAACCUCUUCAAGUUCUGAGACAUGAACAGCGGAACCUGACUGAUGGAUUGUACAUACUGUACAUACUAUAUUAUUGUUGAUUUCUCAAAAGGAUUCCUGGACUGACAGACUGUGGGGAGUGGGACAGGGGAUGUAAUUAAGUACCUGCUCGAAGAGCGGAGCAUUCUGGGGAGCUUUUCAGCAGGAAAUGAAAUUAAUAUCGUAGAGAGGGUGAAAAUAGAGAUACAACAUGGUAGCAAAAGAAAACAAAGGUACUCUCAAGUUGAUAAUAGGUUAAAGAGUGGUUCAUGACUGUUUGAUUUGUUAUUAAUUAGAAAUGUUUUUGGGAUACAUUUUUGAAUUUCUUGGUGGAACAUUAACUUGAAAUUAAGCCAAAGGUAUUUAAUCAGUAUUUCAAGAGUUGAGAAUGUAAUUGUCGGGUGCUCUGAGAAACUUUGCAAAAUGUCCUUUUGUUUUGUCAUAUAGGGACAAACAGGAUUGUGUAGAUAUUGAAUAGAUUAAAUAGGUGAUAGGAGUUACCAUUUUGAUACUCAUUUAUAGGAUGACCUAUCUUUUCUUAAUUUAUUUUUUUGCUUUUUCACUUUUAUACGUUUUGAUAUCUAAAAAGAUAGUGUAUGAAUGUGUUUACGUUUUCAUAGCUGUAAGUAGUUACAACAGUAUCACAGUAUUACCAAAGAUAGAAUAGAAAUACAAAAUAAUAAUAGUGUGCCUUUUAUAUCAUGACUGAUGACAGUUAACUAAUGUAGGCUGUUUCACAGGUCACUAUAUUCGUUCACAUUUUUUUAUAAUAACUUAAUUGACAACCUAAGAUGGUACUGUCUCUAAUUCAAGUUCAGAGACAAGAUGGAACUUUAAUAGCUUUAAUAAUUUUAAGAUGUUUAUUAAAGGCAACCUGCAUGAUAGUAACUUUUUCACCCACAUUUUGUUCUGUGUUCUCAUGUUCAUGGGUAUGACAGCGAGGAACUAGAUCUUAAAUGGUGCAAUUUUGACUCAAACCCUCCCUCUGCUUUCACGUGAGAAGUCGAAGGACAUGCUGUGCAAUUGUUGUGUCAUAUCUGAUAAAUAAAACCUUUUAGAAAAUA